UUGUGCAGAGUGAAGGCAAACAGCUCUUUUUAUUUUUCCCAGCGUAUCUAAUAGAAAAUUUUCCAUACUUUUGAUACAAGCUGGAGCCAUUUGUGAACCACACUAAAUAACGUGUGGCACGAAGUCAAUAACGGAGCUUUUAUCCUGUGAGAGACACACAAACAGGUGUUUAGCUGUCAAUGAUCCAAGACAUCUUUCAGACCAUCUUUCAGACUUUGGAGGAAAUUGCUUAAUUUGGAGCAAGAACUGCAAAGACAUUGAUAAAAUGGGCUUCUGCAAGGUGGGUAAUGUUUUCCUGGAUUAGACUUAGAAGAUGGGAAAGGAAGCAAAAGAUUAAAAUAAUGUUUUGGUGUUACCUGGUUUCAUUCUCACUGUGUAUUCAAGAAUGGAUUCAUCCUUAAGUGCAACAGUUACUUCAAGAAUUCAGCAACAUCUCUAAUAAGGAAACUAUCUUCAAGAAAUUUAAAAUGCUUUCUGAAGAUGAAAAGAAGUAUACUGCAGAUGGAAAUAGCCAUGAGAUUGCUGCAUCCAGCCAGGAUCAUGAAUCUGAAGACAAACACAAGGCAAAGAAGAAGCAGAAGAAAGGGGAAAAACCUAAGAUGGUCAGCCCAUUUACACUGUUUCGAUACUCCAGCUGGUCAGAUAAAUUAUUAAUGAUACUAGGCACUCUGCUGGCAGUAGCCCAUGGAAGCAGUCUUCCUAUCGCGAUGAUAAUUUUUGGUGAUAUGACUGAUAGUUUUGUUGCUUCUGGAGACACAAAUUUUACAGGAAACUUUUCAAUGAAUUUCACUUCAGAAGUUCUUAACAAGCUGGAGGAAGAUAUGACAAGAUAUGCAUACUACUAUUCUGGAAUAGCAGCUGGUGUUCUUCUUGCUGCUUACGUUCAAACUUCAUUCUGGACCUUAGCAGCAGGUCGGCAAAUAAGAAAAAUUAGAGAAAAAUUUUUUCAUGCAAUUAUGAGACAGGAAAUUGGAUGGUUUGAUGUGAAUGAUGUGGGAGAACUUAAUACUCGUCUUCUAGAUGAUGUCUCCAAGAUUAAUGAAGGAAUAGGUGACAAGGUUGGAUUGCUUGUUCAAUCACUGACAACAUUUGUGACAGGAUUUGUUGUUGGUCUCAUAAGAGGAUGGAAGUUAACCCUUGUAAUACUAGCAGUUAGUCCUGUCCUGGGACUUUCAGCAGCCAUCUGGGCAAAGGUUCUCUCUGCUUUCACUGACAAAGAACAAGCAGCAUAUGCAAAAGCAGGUGCUGUUGCAGAAGAAGUUCUGGGAGCAAUCCGUACUGUAAUAGCUUUUGGAGGACAGGAAAAAGAAAUUAAAAGAUAUCAUAAAAAUUUAGAAGAUGCUAAACGGAUUGGAAUAAGAAAGUCUAUUACAGCCAAUAUUUCUAUGGGUGCUGCUUUCUUACUGAUAUAUGCAUCAUAUGCACUGGCAUUCUGGUAUGGAACUACUUUGAUCUUAAAUGAUGAUUACACUAUUGGCAAAGUUCUUACAGUCUUUUUCUCUGUAUUGAUUGGAGCUUUCAGUAUUGGACAGACUGCUCCAAGCAUAGAGGCAUUUGCUAGUGCAAGAGGAGCUGCCUAUACAGUCUUUAAUAUAAUAGACAAUGAACCUCAAAUUGACAGUUAUUCAGAAGCAGGUUACAAACCAGACCACAUAAAAGGGAACUUGGAAUUCACAAAUGUUUACUUCAAUUAUCCAUCCAGACCAGAUGUUGAGAUACUGAAGGGCUUGAAUCUCAAGAUUAAUUCUGGCCAGACAGUGGCCCUGGUUGGUGGCAGUGGCUGUGGGAAAAGUACAACUGUUCAACUCAUCCAGAGAUUUUAUGAUCCCAAGGAAGGCACGGUUACCAUUGAUGGACAGGAUAUUAAGAGCUUAAAUGUAAGGUAUCUGCGGGAGGUCAUUGGUGUGGUGAAUCAGGAGCCUGUGCUCUUUGCCACUACUAUUGCAGAAAAUAUUCGUUAUGGCCGUGAGGAUGUCACCAUGGAGGAGAUUGAAAAAGCCACCAAGGAGGCAAAUGCUUAUGACUUCAUCAUGAAGCUACCUAAUAAGUUUGAAACUGUGGUUGGAGACAGAGGGGCACAGCUCAGUGGAGGCCAGAAGCAAAGAAUAGCAAUCGCCCGAGCUCUCGUUCGCAAUCCUAAAAUUCUUCUGCUUGAUGAGGCAACAUCAGCUUUGGAUACUGAGAGUGAAUCGGUUGUGCAGGCAGCACUGGACAAGGCAAGGGAAGGACGCACCACGGUUGUGGUAGCUCAUCGAUUGUCAACAGUCCGAAAUGCAGAUCUGAUAGCUGUGUUUGAAGGUGGAGUCAUCAAAGAGCAAGGCAAUCAUGCUCAAUUGCUUGAGAGAAAGGGAAUCUACUACAAACUCGUUAGCAUGCAGGCAAUAGAAGCCGAAGUUCCAUCAUCAGAAAAUUAUGAGUAUGUACUUCCAUCAUCAGAAAAUUAUGAAAAUGUGCGUAGUGUCAAAAACAGUGAAUCUGAACCAGAAUUUGAAGAAUCCUUAACCAGAGGAUUGAGAAGACGAUCAACACGGAGAAGCAUGAGAAAGCCAGGAGAGCAAAGUGAUAGUCCUGAUGAAGAAAAAGCUUCACCUGCUGAAGAACUACCUCCAGCUUCAUUUAUGAAAAUUAUGAAGUUGAACAAAACUGAAUGGCCAUACUUUGUAGCUGGACUCUUGUGUGCAAUUAUCAAUGGAGCUUUACAACCUGCAUUUUCAAUCAUAUUUUCUGAAAUUAUAGGGAUUUUUUCAGAGACUGACAAGGAUUUCUUAAGAAAACAGAGCAACUUAUAUUCACUGCUGUUUUUAGUACUUGGGAUCAUUUCCUUUUUUACUUUCUUUUUUCAGGGUUUCACAUUUGGCAAAGCUGGAGAAAUUCUUACAAUGAGGCUUCGAUUCAUGGCAUUUAAAGCAAUGCUUAGACAGGAUAUGGGCUGGUUUGAUAAUCCUAAAAAUAGCACUGGAGCACUAACCACGAGACUUGCUAAUGAUGCCUCUCAAGUGAAAGGAGCAACUGGUGUCAGACUAGCAUUAAUUGCCCAAAACAUAGCCAACCUGGGGACUGGAAUUAUUAUAUCAUUAGUUUAUGGCUGGCAGCUGACCCUGCUGCUUUUAGCUGUUGUGCCCAUCAUUGCAGUGGCAGGAAUGAUUGAAAUGAAGAUGUUGGCUGGGCAUGCUAAGAAAGAUAAACAAGAGCUGGAAAGUGCAGGAAAGAUUGCCACACAAGCAAUAGAGAAUAUUAGAACUGUUGCUAGCUUAACCCGAGAAAGAAAAUUCGAGUCGAUGUAUGGAGAAUAUUUGAUUGUACCAUACAGAAACUCUGUGAAGAAGGCACAUAUAUUUGGCUUUUGUUUUGCCCUUUCACAAGCAAUGAUGUUCUUUACCUAUGCUGGCUGUUUCCGGUUUGGUGCCUACCUAGUGGUAAAUGGACACAUGCAGUAUAAAGAUGUAUUUUUAGUGUUUUCAGCUGUUGUAUUUGGUGCAAUGGCACUAGGACAAACCAGUUCUUUUGCUCCAGACUAUGCCAAAGCCAAGAUAUCAGCAGCCCACUUGUUUCUGCUGUUUGAAAGAGUGCCCUCAAUAGACAGUUACAGUGAGGAAGGAGACAAGCCUGAAACAUUUGAUGGAAACAUAACAAUCAAAGAUGUGGUAUUUAACUACCCAAACCGACCAGAGGUCAAAAUCCUGCAAGGUUUGAAUCUAAAAGUAGAAAAGGGACAAACUCUGGCUCUUGUUGGCAGCAGUGGCUGUGGAAAGAGCACCGUUGUUCAGCUGCUGGAGAGAUUUUAUGAUCCACUUGAGGGAGAAAUGCUUUUUGAUGGCAAAAAUGCAAAGGCACUGAAUAUCCAGUGGUUGAGAGCUCAGAUUGGAAUCGUCUCACAAGAGCCAAUCCUGUUUGACUUCACUAUCGCUGAAAACAUCGCCUAUGGGGAUAACAGCCGGCAGGUGCCCUUUGAGGAAAUUGUUAGUGCAGCAAAAGAAGCCAAUAUCCAUUCCUUCAUUGACUCGCUGCCAAAUAAAUACAAUACUCGUGUAGGAGACAAGGGAACGCAGCUUUCCGGAGGCCAGAAACAACGUAUCGCUAUUGCCCGAGCUCUUGUACGCAAGCCCCAAAUCCUGCUUCUGGAUGAAGCUACUUCUGCCCUAGACACAGAAAGUGAAAAGAUUGUCCAGGAAGCGCUGGACAAAGCUCGAGAAGGUCGCACGUGCAUCGUGAUAGCUCACCGCCUCUCCACCAUCCAAAAUGCUGACAAGAUCGCUGUGGUCCAGAAUGGCACAGUUGUAGAGCAGGGCACCCAUCAGCAGCUUCUGGCUGAAAAAGGCAUCUACUAUUCCCUGGUCAAUGUUCAAAAUGGAUAAUGCAACAUCUCAGUUAAAGGGAGUAUUUAUCUCUGAAUUGUCACUGUGGUUACUUUUUUCAUUGUAAUUAUUUCAAUAUCAACAGUCAGUCUUGAUACUUUUGGUUUUCUUCAUUCCUUUCAAAAGUUAUACAAACCCAAGAAAUACUAAGUAAAUGUGUACCAGUUUCUCACUACUAGUUUUCAUUAUUCAAACCUCUUUACUGUGUGGCCAAAGCAGAUGCCCAUUGCACUCAUGGAAGUAGAAGCAUGCUAAACCAAAUGUAAUUAAUAUUAGCUUGCUUUGAACUCUUUCAAAAAUCAUACUAAUUAGGUGCAAGCAACUUGGAAGUAUUUUCAUGCUCAUUAAAAACAGUUUUUCUCUUAUCAGAAAUAAACCUCAAGCCUUAUCCUCACUGUGCCUGUGUAAGACAGUCAGUCCUGGCCUGCUAGGCUUGUUACCAAUUGUUAUGAGAACUUGCAGGUCAGCUGAAGCUUGAUGCCAGAUGUCUCUUGUUAUGAUGUGGAGUUUUAGCCUGGGAUGUUAUCAAAUGCCUUAAAAAUAUGGGCACAGGCUGAAAACAAAGGUCCCAGAACUGUAAGUUCCUACUGAUGGCUAGUUACUGAUCACUGGGUCAGAUGAAGAGUUGAAGCCUUAAGAGACAGAAAAAGACUGCUUGAAAUUAAACAGUAGAUAAGGAAAAAACCCAAGACCACAACUGAUGGGCAAGACAAGGCAUCUGCUGCAGCCUGGGAUAGUACUCUCUGCCAGCCUCUCAAAGUCCUAGGAGUCAGAGGUCAAGGACUAAGAGCUCUCUAAAGGCUGCAAUAUUUUAUACAAGGUGAAAAACCUGGAUUUGGACUUGGAGGAGCAUCCUUUUCAGUGUUGACAUCCUUGGUUGAAGAGCUCUUGAACCUGAGCACUGCCGUGACUGAUGCUCUCAAGGACUGUAACCAUUGGUGCUGAAUUCUUGGCAUUGGCUCUGGGAUAUUGUAUAUUAUUUGCUAAUAUAGGAUGGCUGUUAAGGGCUAACUGCUUUGAAUAUGGAGUAAUAUUGAUUAAUAAUUAUUAAUAACUAAACAGUGCAGAAAUGUAUUUUGUUAGUGACUAUUUACACAGUAAAGUUUUGUUUUUAAGUUUAAAACUGUCUUGAUUAAUCAGUUGUCCACAUUUCUGUUGUAGCAAUUUCUCACUCCCUGAGAUUUAUACAUUUGGUCUGUUACCUACACCUAGGUAUUUAUUCAAGCAGAACCAGUCUUUAGACAGAUAGGCUCAUCAAUUAGACUCAACCAUGUACUAAUUACACUCUACAGAAUGUUGAUUGAUGCAGUCUUGUUGUAUUCCUCUUGAAUUGCAUACCUAUUUUCUUUUGUUUCUGUCUUAGAUAGAAAACCAGUUUGACUGGAAAAUUUUUUUGUUUCAUAUUUAUUGCUUGAUACAAAAAUGUUAUUGUCUAUCAGUAAGGAUAUUACUCUGCAUAAUAAUUUUAAAAAGUUGUACUUGCAACUGUAAGAAUGAAAUAGAUGCUUCAACAUUAUAGUCUGAACAUUCAAGUAAGAACAUACUUAAACUGAUUUUUUUACUAAAUUCUGGAUGUUAGUAUUUUAUUUUUAAACUAGAAUUUUUAGUUGUUUUUACUUGAUUAGUGAUGAUCUGGUUAUUUCCCCAACCCAUUUCAACGGUGCUUGAUUUACCAGACCAAAUUAGCUCUUCAUGAAAAUCAAGAAAGCACUGUAAAUAUUUCACCAGAAACAUCUGAAAACCAAUUUUUAAAAUUUUGGCCAUAUAGUUUAAAAUAUAUUUCGGGAAUUCAGGUCAAAUGCAGAAACAUUGUGAAACAACCUAUUUUCCCCCAUUCUUUUCUUCUACAUUUUUAAAGAAUAUUUGUUGAGACUUAUGCAAAAGUUUGUAAAAUAAUUCCAAGUCCACUAUAAAUACUUGAAGAGCUAUGCUGCUGCUCACAAUUACAUCCUUUUCAGAAUUUUUUGUCAGAAGACCAUGACAGCCAUAUUACUACAAUUGAGCACCAUUCCAUACCUCAUCAUGUAGUGUAUAGGCACAAAACCAGAAGGACAAAGACACCUCCAAAAAUGUGUUCUUCAUCAUAUUUUAUUAAUACAUCUUUAAAUUGCAAUGCUUUACCCAAAACAAGGGUUGACUGAACUAGGACAGCUCUGCUUUAAGGACCAUUAUUCUACCACAUCUUUCCAAGGGGCUUAAGGGGUCUUACUCCUUACCUCUGCCUUUUCAGUUAGGCUCUGAUCAUUCUGGCUCUUCUUGAUGUCACAAGACACUUGUCUGAGCUCCUUGUUGGAGUAGUCAGCUCUUGUCUUUGCCCAUAAGCAGGAUGAUAUGUAUAUGUUGUUAUUAUGAAGUAAUGGGCCGUUUUUCCUCUGUCUUUGAGAGCCUGCAGCAGUUUCAAGCAGUACUCACUGUUUUAAGUGGAGGCAAUUUAAUGUAUUCCCACACAUUUCUUGUGCCUCUAGAAUCACUAUCUUCAAAACAAAUAUUUAGAGAGAUGUCAGCAUUGACUUCACCUUGGCAAUCCUAACCACUUUGCAAGAAAAUGUCACGGACUGUGGGGAAACAGAAAUCAAGGACUUAAGUUCAGCAGUCUGAUAGCACUAGUUCUCUGUUCUUGCAAGUAAAUCCUUUGAAUCUGAUGUCUCUUUUCUGUUGCUAUACUUGUCUAUACAAGCAACCUUCCUGGUAGUUUAAUUUCUGUAAGACACUAAAUAUCCCCUUUAAACAUUUGUUAAUGAGUAAUCCCUGUAAUCAUACAUAGCACAAACAGACAAACUUAAUCUCUUCCUCAAGAGAUUCCUUUAUAACUCUUCAUCCUGCUCCUCUCCCUCAAAAUCCAGUCUAACUUGUAGAUUUGAUUCAUUGAAGGGAAUCAAGACAACUUGGAGGAGAGAAGAAAUUUGAUACACUGCUUAUUAAUACAGGGCAAAACCAUUUUAUUCUUGUGCAGAAAAAGCUACAUUAUAAAUGUAUCUAUGGACAGCCUAAAUAACUGUUAUUGUCAAGUACUCAGUCUUCUAGAAAAAUUGUCUAGAACAAUGUAGUUUAAUCAUAAAUUCAUUAGGUAUUUCCAAAAGAGAAUGGUAUCAUUGUUCUAGUUACCUUAAGGAAGUAAAUUGAAAGCUGAAAAUAAGAAGCAGGACUAGCAGGAACUUCAAAUCCUUUGCUGUGGAUUUCAUGGACUGUAGAGCUAUCAAAAGUAGAGAAAAGGAAGAAAAAGAGCAGAACACACAAGGGCAGCUGUCUUUAGCAAUCCCUAUUAUUGAAAGGUCAUUUUGUCUUUGUAUGCUUAUUCCUGUAUACAUUUCAUUCUGUGUGUACUCUAUUAAAGAGGGACAUCAGUAUCCUAACGCUGUUGCUGUAGGGAUCUAGCACAGGACUGCACAUAACUCACAGUGAGCAUUCAAACCUAAGUCCCUUCUCUAAGCAAGUCUGUCGUCUGCAGGGUUAACAAAGGUUUGGCCAAUGAACACUGAGGCACGUUUCAUCCUGUUCUAGCAUCCUGCCACUAGCAGGUCAGAUUAGCAACAACCUUGUAUUGUAUCCCUUCUUUAGAGGGUGUGAGCAUGAACAUCACAAAUACCUACAUUGUUAAUGCCUUGGCAUAGUGUAAAUGAAUCACACCUUGAACGAGUGCCCUACUAAAAUUAGCAUCUUAGAUCCUGCAUUAUAAUGUUUUAUAAAAGCAGAUCCAUAAACACUGUCUGCAGCCUUACAUUCACCAAGCCAAAGGCAUUUUUAAUGGAUAUAUUAGAAAUUGUAUGGGGCUGUUUUAAAAUGUCCUGACAUUUAAAGUCAUUGAUGUUUUAGAUAACUUAAAUGUAAAUAUUGUGCUUAUAUGUAUAAUCUCUGAGUAGAAAUGGUAUCAUUUAUUUGCUUAGUAAAGGAUAAGUUAAGAAUCUUUUUUAAAUACAUAUGCACUUGUUCUAAGAUAAAAAAGCAGAGUUCUUAUACCAUCUAACAAACAGAAAUAGUUUUAUUUCCAUGAUAAUUCUGAUUUGGUUCUUAAAUCACAGAUGAAAAAGGAGUAAAUGAAUAGCUUAUUUAGUCCAAGAAAAAAAUUCAGUUCAUUAUAUACAAUAUGUUAAAAUGAAGCAAUGUUGAGGGAGAAGGAAUGCAUACCUAUAUGACACAGGAACUGUGGAUUCCCACUAAUGUUUCAAAUGUCCAUAAUUAGGACAGCUUUCAUUACAGCAAUAUAUAAAAAAGCCAGGGCAGAACUUAGAAAGAAUGAAUCUACUAUAAUGUUGUAUUGCACUAAAAUCAUAUAAUUACUUGGGUUGGAGGGGACCUUAAAGAACAUCCAGUUCCUACCCCUCUGUUCUGGGCAGGGACACCUUCCACUAGACCAGUUUGUUCAGAGCCCCAUCCAAGCUGGCCUUGAACACUUCCAGGAAUGGGGCAUCUGCAACCCUUUUGGGCAACCUGCUCCAAUGCCUCACCACAUUCAGAGUAAGGGGUUUCUUUCCUAGUACCUAAUCUAAGUCUGCUCUCUUACAGUUUGAAGCCAUUUCCCUUUUUCCUGUCCCUACAUGCUCUUGUGAGUAGUGUAGGUGCCCACAGAUCAGCAUUAUCUGCUCUCUUUACUGCUGGGGCUAUGACAACCUGUUUGGUUAACACCAGCACCACAUUAUUUUCUUUCUAGACACUCUUGUCUUUGAGAUUAACUUCUUCUUACCUUCCAUUUUACAUAUAUGACUGGUGUACAGCUUUCAUUUUGGAUUAAUCAAUGUGCUUUCUUGUUGUAGAAACUUUCCAGUCAUUCUUUGGUAUGUGUAUAUUUAAUAGUAUUGUAAAGCAAUACAUCAUUUCCACAGUGUUCAACCAAUGAAA
Oenanthe melanoleuca is the source of this 9191-nucleotide messenger RNA. It is a transcript of the gene ABCB1, whose product is annotated as ATP binding cassette subfamily B member 1. The transcript has 30 exons. Gene Ontology annotation, cellular component: membrane. Gene Ontology annotation, biological process: transmembrane transport. Gene Ontology annotation, molecular function: ABC-type transporter activity; ATP hydrolysis activity; ATP binding. Bases 468 to 4355 code for a protein of 1295 amino acids. The record is from RefSeq and is a predicted model, not a curated record. NCBI's taxonomy places the organism in Eukaryota, Metazoa, Chordata, Aves, Passeriformes, Muscicapidae.